ACAUGCUAGAUUGCAUCAGCUCAUUUGCAGCGAAACUUUGUUUUCAAUUUCACAAUUGUAUGGUCCCACAGGGUUCACAAACGGCUUGGGCAUCCUGAAAAGGAAAAAACCUACUCUUCUUCUUUAACUACUAGGCUAAAGCUAAGCAAGCAAGAUGCCAUCCAGUCGCUCCCGCCACCGCCACAAAAGUCGAGGCAAGAGUCGUCACCGCUCCACACAUUCUUCCUUCCGCAACCAGUCAGCUGCUGCAGCUCCAAAAUUGCGCAACACUUCCCACCCUCCACCUGUACACGGACGCAGUGUUCACGAGAAGACUGCACAAGAGGUUGCUGAAGACCACGAGUACGUCAAGAGAGUUCUGGCAUACCUUGAAAAACCUGGGCCAGCUCCCCCUCCACAUUGUGGGUCUAAGAUCAAAUCUGAGGCCCAACUGCCUGAUCCAGAUAAAUCCAGACCCCCACAGUGCUCCAAAUCUAAACCCCCAAGAGCUCCAAAAACUGAAAGGAGCCUUUCGGCAAAUGUCACUAGUCGCAAAAAGUUGCAAGAUAAGUCCCAGCAUAAAAAUUGUGAAGCUCAAACAACUGAAAGAAAGCCCUCUAGUGGAGCUGUUCCCAAAAUUACCAAGACCACUCAGAUAGACCAGUUAGAUCUAACUGUUGACUCAAACAUUUUUGACAGUGACAGUGAUUUGUCAUCAACGCUGCUCAGCAUGGCUGACCAAGAUGGUAGUGGCUCCAAUGACAGCAUAAGCAGCUUGUGUGCCAUGCUUGCUUCCAUGGGAGCCACACAAGUCACACCUGAUGAAAUUAAUGCAACUCGGGCUGCAAUUAAAGCCAAUCUUUUAAAUGGAUACUCUUAUGAAGAUACCUCAGCCAGUAAGACUGCAUCAAAUGUUGUCAGUUGUAACAAAGUUUCUAUUCCAGUGGAUCAAGAAGUAUUAAAAUCAGAUCAACAAAACUCCAUAAACAAAGGUGAGCAAUUGACAUCUGAAGAGCUUGCUGCUGAACGUAAAGCAAGGAAAGAAACCAAGAAAGCUAAGAAAACUAUUAAGGGAGAGGCCACAAAAGAGGAGUUGGAGCAAAAUAAAACAUCAUCUGCAAAAGAAAGCAAUAAAGAAAAUCUUCCACAAGGAGCAGCUCCUACUUCAGACGGAUCAGACAAGACCAAAGCUGAUUUGAAGAGAGAGAGAAGAGCAAUUCAAGAAGCUCAGAGAGCUGCAAAGGAGAAAGCCAUGAAGAGUAAAACUGAUGCAUUGAUGCAAUCUAAACUGAGUCAUGUACCUACCAAAAUUCCUCCUCCUUCGGCAGUUACCAAAGCCCCAAAACAAACCCCUAAGACCCAAAACAAGUCUCGUGUGAAGGGCGGCAGUGCCUUGCCAUUUGUUGGGCUCCUCAGAGACCCUGAUUAUGUAGUCGAGAGGCCAUCUUACUAUGAUAAAGUGCAUCAUCAGUUUGAAACACUCACAAAAGAAAUUUAUUUGGGCCUGGUGACAUCAAAUGACUCUCAGUGCGUGCUGUUCUUGCACGCGCUACACGCGUUCCUGGGCAGCUACACGGCCGAGCCCGGCACGGACGUCGAGCGCGACGUGAACGAGCGACUUGCGCCCAACAUCAAGUAUCUUGAGCACUACCAGGUCUACACGCCGCCCAUGAGGAACUUGAUGAGUUUAUUCCGAGAAAUGCUGCGUCAAACCCACAUCUCCUUCAAGGAAACUCUUGCUGAAACUUCAGACGUGAGCACCGCAGCCCCCUACGAUGGUGAGGACGAGGCUGAACUCGACACGUCGAGCUCGUGGUCGUCAGCUGUGCGUGGUCUGACAAAGGCCAUGCAGGAUUGGACCAUCUCAUUCCUGCACAAAACCUACGAGAAGAACGAGAAGCUCAUGUUCCCUAAAGUGAUGGCCUUCCUCGAGGACGGCGACUUGGUUCUUGUUUAUGGAUACUCUCGGUUGCUGCUAAAGUCUAUUCAGCAAGCGUGCGAGACAGGCAAGCUGCUGCUGAAUGUGGUGGUGAUGGCUCACUCGGCCGACUGUGAGGAAGCCAGGCUGAUGGCGUCGCAGCUGAGCGGCGUGAACCUCAACGGCGGCAAAGUGUGGCGGGCGCUGCUGUCUGAUCUCGCCAACCUCGUACAGGAGGCACAGAAAGUUCUACUACACGUUAACCACGUGUUUGCGGACGGCAGCACCCAGGGACAGGCUGGCCAUAGACUCAUCGUGAACGCUGCUUCAAAAAUUCACUUGCCUGUUUUGAUCCUGGGCUAUUGCUAUCAGUACACUGACAUAGCUCAUUAUCACCAGCUGCAGGACAAUCGCCUCUGUCCCCCGGAAGACUACUUGUGGGGCCGGCGUUCGAUGACACGCGUGGCUCGGUACGUGCCGCGCCGGGGCAACAGCCGCUCAUCCGUCGCCCUGAAACCCGACACACACGCGGGCCACUACGUCGAACGCGUCACCACCAACCCGUCCUACAGGCAACUCCGACGCACUAUUACCGACAGCAUGAUUGAAGGACCCUGCAAGCAAGUGGACCAGGAAGAGAACAUCAUCUACAGGACCUUCCAGUGCGACAACGGCGUGCUGCAUGACCAGAACUCCUACAACACCCGCGGCGCGUCUUUGACCGUGUCGUUGCCCGGCCUCGAGCCUAACCAUGCGUUGUAUCCUGCUGAUGUGCCCGCUUGCUGUCUCAUGUACGAUGUUGCCCCAAGCACAGUUUCUUAUGCGCUUAAUGAUUUCUGCACAAUGAGGCCUGAGUGUGCGCCCACCAUCAUGAGUAGGUUUCACAAAUUGAUGUAGAUUACUUGCCUAAUUUUGCAUUACAGUCUAGUGUAGACCUUGUGACAGGUUUAUAUUAGCGUUAUUUAAGCUCCCUUCAAUUCGUGAUACGAUGAUCAACUGUCGAAACGUGUAAAGAAGUAUCUCUUCAGAUCAUGAGCUGCUUUUCAGUUUUGGAUGUUUCGAAUGAAGGAAUAUUCAGUUAGAAAAACUCAUUUGAACCUACAUCUAUAUCGGAAAUUGUGAAUUAACUCAGAAGGAAGGUUAAACUACUAGUGUAAGUUAUGAAAUGGAUCGUUACUUUGACUUAUUUAUGCUCCCUUCCGUCUGCUGGUGCACAAAGGCAGCUAAUUGCGUCAGGAGUUAGAGAUUAGUAAGUACAAUCGUUUUUCAUGCCCUUCAAUACCCAGAUGAUCGUGGAAUAAGCAGUUUUCCUUGCAUGGUUGCGCGGUUUCCGCUACUAUAACUAUAUUCAUAAAUGAUAAUUUAUAUUUUGUUCUCUCUUGUGCGUUUUUAUGGUCACACGUACCGCUUUAUUUACUCCCUUAACCUAUCUGGUGUCCUGAAAUUUCUGUAUACAUGAAGCAGGUCUUCUGCUUUUUAUUAUCUCGUCUCAACGCGAGUUUAUCCUUAUUGUCUUCCUUUAAAUUUACGAACUUUUUUGAAGCAAAGAGGCAGCUGUAAAAUUUCCCUUCUCUGAUUCUUAUAGAUUCCUCAAAGUUUUUCGUCUAAUUAAUUCUCAAGUUUUUUUUUUCUUCUUUUCUUCUUAACCGCAACAUUGUUCCAAUAGAAGUUAUAGUCUGAUUUAUUACCGUGUUUCUGGGUGUUGAAAUAAUAAGUUAUGGCGAGCUCUCUAAGUUAUGUAUUCUGGCACCGCUCGCCAUGUUCCUAAUAAAUGGUGAUGAAAUUCUUAUGCUUCCACUCUAGAGUCUGACUGAAUGUGAAUGUAAUCUAUUUAUGUUAAAUAACUAAGCUUGACAUCAAGCUUUUCUUGUCUAGAUCUAACGUGCUGAUUGUUUAGACUUAGAAUAGGAUAAAAAUGUCUCUAGGUUUCAUUUGAUUUGAAGCUGAAUGUGAUUAAUACGUUUGAGUCAAGGCAACUUAGGCGUACAGGUUUUUAGAGAAAUUUUCAUGCAUAUUAUUGAGAAGAAUAAUCGCUUCUGGUGUACUUAUGCACCAGUCUGCGAGAUUAAUCUUCAUGUGCUGCCCUGGGUAUAAUAUUCAGAGGCUGAAAUGCAUCUUUUAACUCCUUUAUAAUUAUGCACAUUUCACUGUCAGAAAAAAAUAUCGGUUUAAGAUGGGGAAUAUUUCUGAACGACGAUAAUGAUUAACGGGCUGGGUAUGCUUAUUCGGAAUGGCUGUUGUAAUAUUUGUCAAGUACACAAUGUCGCUGUG
Messenger RNA from Hyalella azteca, 4168 nucleotides. RefSeq lists its product as uncharacterized. Lineage: Eukaryota; Metazoa; Arthropoda; Malacostraca; Amphipoda; Hyalellidae. Bases 155 to 2794 code for a protein of 879 amino acids. The record is from RefSeq and is a predicted model, not a curated record. The transcript is spliced from 9 exons.